UGGAGGCUCAGUGUGUCACCAAGUACAGCUUGGACACUCAAGCUACGUCUGCUCCAUCCAGAGUUCGAAUACCCCUACCUCUGCUCGGUCUGGAGGUCGAACACCCUCUCUCUAUUCGGUCUAGAGAUCGAACACCCUGUCUCUGCUUGAUCUAGAACUCGAGACACCUUUUAUUCGACCUGGAGCUAGGAGACCUCGGCUACCUCUGCUCGACCUGGUGCUCUGUGAUACUCCAGCUUGGCACGGUGUUCGACCUCCAUGUCUAUCCCCUGCUCGGCCUGGCGGGCGUUGUCCUUGUGAGGCGAGCCUCUCUUCUCGCCGGGGAUCCACGGACAAGAUUAUGAUGGGGUGCGGCAGGGCGGCCCCUGCCUGGCUGCAGGUUGUGGGCGGCCUGUGGGCAGUGUGGGCGCUGGUGGCUCCCCGCCCAGUGGGCGGCUACAACCUCUCUCCCGCCCACUCCAGGAGGAUGGACGGUCCGCCAAACUCACAUUUCGGGUUCAGCGUCGCCCUCUGGUCGGACGACGCCAGUGUUAAGAGGGUGGUGGUGGGAGCCCCACGCGGUAGGAACGGCACCUCGGGGCGAGGGCAGGUCACCUUGGGCAACAUCUUCUUCUGCGACGUUGACGGACCCGUUGUCUGUCGACCUGACGCCAGGCUCCCCACCGUCUCCACAGCUGACUUCAGCGAGGCGGCUCUGAACGUCCUCGGGGAUCCGCAGGUGACAGCGGAGCUGGAGGAGAAGAAGGCUGGGUUAGGGAGGCCUAAGAACGUCAUGGGAUUUGGUCAUUCUUUGUCUACACUGAAGCAAGAUGUGUCCCUCCUCGCUGCGUGUGCCCCCCGCUACCCAAGGUAUGAAAGUGCCAGUGUAGAGGUUCGAGGGGCAUGUUUUGUAAGGACAAGUCCGGACUCAGACCCUAAGACUCACCUGCCCUUUCCCCAUCGGACCCCCAUCUUGAACACAAUCCAGAACGCCAUGUUGGGCUUCAGUGCUGCUCUGGACGAUACGGGUAGUUAUGUGGUGAUGGGGGGACCGACCGCUUUCAACGGCGAAGGAAUGGUCUUCUCAAGCUCUAUCAAGGCCAGAGGAGGGCGCCCCGCGAACCGUUUGUCAAGCGGUCUUCAGGAGCCCAAGAAUCUGGACCACACCGACUCCUACGAGGGCUGGGCGCUGGUGCUCGGCAACUUUGACAACGGGAGCCACUCCAUCGCUGUCUCCACCGUCAAUUAUGGCAGUUACAUCGGCAGGGUGAACAUCUACCCGAAGGCGAUGACAGCUAACAUCCGGCCAAUAUACACAGUGUACGGGCAGGAGGUGGGGGCGCACUUCGGCUACUGUCUGGGGUCAGCAGACGUGGACGGGGAUGGCGCCGCAGACCUCCUAGUGGGAGCUCCUCUGUCUGCUGGAGGAGUGGCAGGCUCCCUCCUUCCUGACGCCGGCAAGGUUUAUGUCUAUUACGCUCCCAUGGUCAAGGCCGUGGACAAGCGCCCACCAACACAGUUGACGGGGGUGGAGGCUUGGGGUCGCUUCGGGGCCGCCAUUACUUCCCUGGGCGAUAUUGACCAAGACGAAUAUCAUGACAUUGCAGUAGCAGCGCCUUAUGCAGGUGUGAACGGACAGGGCGCUGUUUAUGUCUUCAACGGCGGAGUGGACGGUCUCCGUCUACCCCACUCACAGGUGAUAGAAGCGUCCAUUUUCUCGGGCAUGAUGCGUGGCUUCGGCUUCAGCUUAGAUGGCGGCCUCGACAUCGAUGACAAUGGCUACCCAGACCUCAUUAUUGGUGCCGUGGAAUCGGACACGGCCUUGCUGAUAAGGUCAGCGCCGGUGAUCAGGUUGGUAGGCAGUGUGACCUUCGCCUCAGAGACGAUAAUGGCCGAGGACAACAGCUGCGAGGUAGAGGCCGCGGGGUACAGGUCCUUCAAGGGCGUCUGCUUCAACCUCGAGGUCGACCUCACCUACGAUACCCACAAGAAGUUCAACGAUCUCAGGAUGCAGUUCAAGAUCGUGCUGAAGGGACCUGAGGACAACUCACUGUUCGGAUUUAAGAUCAACAAUGACCACAGGUAUGCGCCAGUGCGCACUGUCAACUUCAGAGACAAGCGCAGUCCCUGGUCGGUCCAGGCCUUCUACAAGCGAGUGAGGUCCAACAUCGGCCAGAGCCUGAGUGCCUCCGUCACUGUGAGUCUAGUUCCUGCUGCUGACGACGGGAAGGACGAGGUAACGAUAGUUCCCCCGGUGCUAGACGCCGCCAGCGCCACCUUCACCACCAACACUACACUUCUCUGCCACGACAACACCACCUGCUUCGCCCAGCCCGACCUGCAGAUAGUUGCCUACACACGCCCGGUGACGUUGGGGAAGGACUUGGUGGAGGUGGAGGUGGAGCUUACAGUCAAGGACGACCCCGGCUACAAGGUGGAGGUUGAGAUCCGCCAUCCAGAGGGACUCGAGUUCCAGCGGGUGGAGGGGGAAGGGAGGAUCCCCUCCUGCAGUUAUCAUCAACUCGUCAACCAGAUCGCCGACUCCCUCACCUGCAUCUUUGAAUUCAUUGACGCUGAUGAGAUGGAAAGCUUCACUCUGCACUUCGCGUACGACGCGGCGCAGAUGUUGGCGUACUUGACCUCCCGCUCCUCCUCCGCCCUCCAGCUGACCCUCGGCGUCACCAGCGACACCGAGGCGGAAACUAACGCCCACAACAACCACGUCACCGUCAGCGUCCCCGUCGUCCUCAAGGCCAUCCUCUACACCAAGGCGUAUUCUGUCCUGGAGAGCGCUACGGUGGUGGUCAACCAGACGACUUCCAGCCAGGAGCUGCAGAAGGCCAAGAAGGAUCCCGACACCUCCUUUCCGGUCAACAAGCUCGGGCCUCAUCUCCUGCACGAGUUCUCUCUCACCAACCGUGGCCCGAGUCCCGUCUUCGGGGCCAGGCUGGUGUUCCAGCUGCCUCUCUACCACGAUGACCAGCUGCUGACUUACCACAUGGAGCAGCCCACCGUCAUCCCGUCCCAGGUCACCUGCUCCAUCCUUCCCGCCAACCCUUUCCACCUGCAGCCCUCCGUCGCACAGGAGACUGGCGUGUUUAAAACCACAGACUCUGACUCUACCACCGUCGGGCCUGACAACACCACAGUCUUCCCUGUCACCAGCUUCACACCCCAGGACACUCUCACUGACGGGGCUAAUGCCACCGACGGUCGAGAAAUCCGUCGUCGCCAUGUCCUGCCUCAGGAGUAUGACGAGGCGGCUUAUAUGCUCACCAACCAAUCUGUUGUGGCGUCUCCAGCUCCCAACCACACCACACAGCUACGGGACAAGAGAUUGUAUUCGAAGGACGACCAUAUCAAGCCCCUGUUCUGCAACCUGACCAAGUGCAUCCUAACGUGUGAGGUGGGGCUGCUGGAGGCGGAGGCGACUGUGUCUGUGUCUUUCUCCAGUCACCUGAUUACUGCAGCAGUCAGUGAGAUGCCGGUGAGGAGCGUGAGCGUGGCGUCGGAGAUGUUGGUGGAGGUGAAGCAGACCAACACUACAAUUAUCAACCCCAGAGUCACGGCAGUAACUCAGAUCUUCUUACAAAAGCCUCAGAAACCCCAAAGUUUCCGGGAUGUGCCCCUUUGGAUUCUCCUCCUAGCUGUGGCUUUCGCUGUCCUCCUGGUCAUCCUCAUAGUUUUCGGCCUCUCCAAGGCUGGAUUCUUUAAGAGGAAUCGACCUCCGACGGCACCCAAGAGGAAGAGUCUCCUUCAACCUUCAACCCAGGCAGUUACACACUCAGACUACGAGGAUGAUUGAGGAGCCGAAGACCCAUCACUAGGGCAUGGUGGCAUUAUGUACAAAUGUGGACUUAUUAAUUGAAGUCACCUCUUCCACUUCGAGGUGUAUCGAACUGACCUUGGCAUCUUCCUAUUCUUCCAUUCCUUUUUCUUAACUCUAUUUUUUUAAUCUGAAGAAGUUCCUUCUGACAUCUGACUCAUUUGUGUGACCAAAUGAGUCAGAGGACUCAUUUGGACACACAAUUUUUUGCGUGUCAAAUGACACACAAAAAAUUUUGUGUGUCAUUUUCCCUUUAUGUGUCCUCGUUUUACUGGUAUUUUGAGCAUUGCUUCUCACUACUUGGUUAGUUCUCCUUUUAACACUGUUUAUCGUUAUCACGUCUGUCCUACAGAUCCUUUCCUGAGCUGUAGGUGCCUUGGUCAUUCUUCAGAGCUGUCGCUUUAAUGCAGGAAGGAGGCUUGUUAAAUAUCUACAGACCUUCUUCAAUUUGAGUUUGUAUUUAAGAAGAGGUUCCAUGCCGGGUCCAAAUACUCAAGAAUGGGUCUCAUAUGGGGAUGUAUAAAUCGCUUGGAAGGCUUCACUCUCCCAGUUCUUGAAAGUAAUCCGGAUGUUGGCCUAACUGGGAUGUUAUUCGGCUGAUGAGAUCCAAAUAUUUAUAAUUUUCUGGCGUGGGAAGCUGUCUUCCCUUCAUUCUAUGCUGUUUUAUAGGCUUUCCUGCUUAUAUUCCUUUCCUAAUAAGCUUGGAAGUCCAGUAGUAGUUUUUCAGACCAUCUCUGGAAACUGUCUCGUUUAUUUUGUUAUGUAUUGAAAUCCUCCUCAGUUAUGGUUCCUCUUAUAAGUUAACAUUGUUAAAAAACAUUUCCUUAUUUCCUAACUUCUAGGAAAUAAAAAGUUCCUUAUAUCCUCUGUUAAUUUGUGAGUGAAAGAAAGAGAGAGAGAGAGAGAGAGAGAGAGAGAGAGAGAGAGAGAGAGAGAGAGAGAGAGAUUGAGAUUGCGUGGAAGUGUGUUUAUAUCUCUUCAAGUGUAUUCAUAUACAAUAGUCAGUAUGUACGUGCGACAUUUUUUUCGAUUGGGAAACGAUUCGUUGGCCUAAACGAACAACACCCUAUUGCCUUUGUUUUUGUCCCACAAGCACACACACAGACACACACAACAACACAUAAAAUCUGUUGCAAUAGAUGCUUCACUCGUACUUAUAUUAUGAAUAAAUGUGCGUUUUUUUGUUUGUCUAA
This is a messenger RNA of Procambarus clarkii (red swamp crayfish), 4998 nucleotides long. The record is from RefSeq and is a predicted model, not a curated record. NCBI's taxonomy places the organism in Eukaryota, Metazoa, Arthropoda, Malacostraca, Decapoda, Cambaridae.